Molecule: messenger RNA, 2437 nt
Organism: Drosophila bipectinata
Lineage: Eukaryota; Metazoa; Arthropoda; Insecta; Diptera; Drosophilidae
Gene: Rint1
Product: RAD50 interactor 1
Biological process (GO): regulation of ER to Golgi vesicle-mediated transport; endoplasmic reticulum to Golgi vesicle-mediated transport; retrograde vesicle-mediated transport, Golgi to endoplasmic reticulum
Cellular component (GO): Dsl1/NZR complex
Source: RefSeq, a predicted model, not a curated record
UUUACCUCGAAUUUGGUAUAGCAAUAUUAGCAUAAGCUGGUCCCAUUGUAAAACUAUUUAUUUUUAUACGUGGUUCGUGGGCCCGAUUGGUUUUUAUUUUGAAUGUAGUUUAAGCUUUUCCGGCUCUAAAAUGCAUGCAAAAUUAAGCGAGAUGGAACUGCGAAUCGUAGCCCGGCUGAACGAGGAGAUCGGAAAGGACGGUAACCGAUUAAAUCGCGCCAGUCGCAUAGCCACUUAUUACAAGGAGCGUCUUCAGGCCAUUUCCCAGACGCUCGACUAUGAAGAUGUUCAGAACGUUUCUUGCUACAAAUCUGCCUUCCAAUGCCAACAACAAGUAUGCGAGAGUAUUGACUUUGAGCUGGAGAAACUGGCCCAGUUUGGGGCUAAACUAAAACGAAAACUGCAGGAGUGUCAGCCCGCCAUGGAAAAAGUAGCUGCCGAUUUGGACCAAGUUCGUCAUAUGCAGAGAUUAACGCAGUAUCUUCGUUUGGUCCAAGACAUCCAGGAAAUCAGUGUUGCGCUGGGAAACACAAUAAAUGGCAAGGACGAGGCAAAGUUAGUCAAUAUUUACCUUACGCUUUUUGAGGGUAACGACUGCGAACACAGUGUGGUGGGACGCCUGCAUUCCCUACAGGCGAAAUCCCUUAAAUCCUUUGCCGAACGCACUGCCAUAUACUGGCAUAAGCUCCUGAUGACGCGACUUUCUAGCGAAUUUGAAAUAGUGCUAAAAAAUAUGCGCUGGGCGCAUUUAAAUCAGCAACCCCUUAACUACUCCCCCACCCGAGACACUGCCAAGGCCCAGCUACUGGCAGAAUAUAUGUUCCUCAUCAAGUCUCCAGCAGAAGAACAAGCACCAUUGCAGAGCAUCACGCCCAGUAUCGUUUGUCCACCCAUCAGUCAGGUAGUGCAGCUUUUGCUAGCACCUUAUCGCCAGCGUUUUUUGUUUCACUUUACCGGAACCCGGCAAACAAAUCGAUUAGACAAACCCGAGUGGUUCUAUACGCAGAUUCUCAACUGGGGAAAGGAGACGCACUUUUUCGUAGGCAAGACAUUCCAGCCGGCUGCAAUAAAGGCUGGAAAAUUGGACUACAAUAUAAGGCUCGAAUUUAUGCGGGGCCUGGUUCAGUUAACCAUUGAAAAGAUGGUAGUGGAUAUUGAACAGAUCGCUCAAGACGAGAUACUCUUCGCACAUCUUCUAGACGAGACUUUAUCGUUCGAGGCCGAGCUUCGCGAGACGUUCGGUUAUCCCGCAAGUUUUCCCAGCGCCAUUUCCGUAAUCACACAGCCCAUUUAUUUGCUUCGCUGGAUUUCGCUUGAAGAACGCUUUUGUGCGGAAAAAUUGGAUGAUAUUCUUCAGGCAGAGUCACCCUUCCAGUUAAUAGAUCCCAAUACAUUUGAAGACGAUCUUAAGAUUCCCAGAUGUGCGGACCAAUUUAUGCGACUCUUGGACGCUAUAAAAGAUCGAUAUUAUGGACUCAUACAGCCGGGCCACCAGCUUCAAUUCCUGCAACUGCAACUGGAGCUGAUCGAUAGCUUUCGACGAAGAUUAGUGCAGCUACACAGCAGUGGAGCAGUGCCAAGCAUUCCUGUGCUGAAUGCCAUUAAUUACUUGGUAAUGGUGCUACGUGAAUGGGGCGAAAACGUUCACUAUCUUCAUCUCCAUUCGGCACUGGCGGGUCCCAAUGCCCCGGAGAUAAAUUCUGUGUUUGAGCACUCUGUCGCAGAAUUGGAACAUUGGACACACCAAUUAAUGCGAAAUCUGGCCACAAAAGCCACCAACGAAAUGAAAGCAAAAUCGAUGAGCUAUCGCCAUGAUGCUUGGCCCACGAUGCCAGAGCAAAAUAGCAAAGAGCCUUUUAUUCUUUCUCCUAGUGGCGGGGAAAUGUUUCAAGUGGUGGUCACCCUGCUUCAUAACCUAGAGCGUGAACUCUCUUCCAAUCUUUUUAACCAAACCCUCCGUUUAAUAGCCCAUCAAAUCGAUGACUUCAUUCUUGAGAGCAUGGUCAUGAACACCAAGUUUGCACCAGCGGGGGCGGCGCAAUUUAAUUACGACAUGACGCGCAACUUAUUUGCGCUCUUUGGUCAGUAUACUCGUCGACCGGAGCUGCUUUUUAAGAGAAUUCACGACGCCAGCAAACUGUUGACGGCGGCGCGAGGAACGGCUUUGUUGUUACUAGAGACGCUCCGAAGUAAUCAGUCGGCGGAGGAGAAAACGAAACCAUUGCGGGAGCUGAAGGUGCUUAGCAUGGACAGCAAGCAGUGCAUCGAAAUUCUUGAGCGGCGCAUGGACAUUAAAAUGUUUUAAAAAAAAACUUUUGCAAAAUUACAGUUACACAUAAAAUUUUUGUUUUUAUUGGGAUAUAGGAAUUUUCAUCGCCAGCUCUUUGCUUAAUUAAACAAAUGAUAAAACAUAAAUACACAGGCUGUUCGUCUAACA